AGGAGCAGCUUCCCGCAGCAGCCCGGCCCUUCACAUCCACAUCUGCCCGAGAGGACCCUGGUGCUGGGUGCCAGGGACCAGUGCCUCCCCAGGAUGGGGACCAUGGCUGGAGCAGCCCUGGUCUUGGCCUGCUUGGCUGUUGCUUCUGCCACCUCUGAAGGAGACCCCAGUACGUCAGAGCAGAAGGAGCUGAAGCCACAGUACAGCCCACAGCCCCAUGUUCAAGAGGUGGGCUAUGCAGCGCCUCCGGCCCCACCCCUGACCCGAGGUCUUCUCCUGGAUCACCCUGACACCUCUCAACAUGAGCUUCCCUUUGAGGGCCGGAGUGAAGUACAGCCAUCUUCCGUUAUGGUAGGUGCCCCAAUCCAACAGGAAGCACUGCCUCGCCUCCAGCUCCCUGCUGAAAGGCAAAGUGCCGUGGACCGCCCUCUUGUUUAUAAAUCCUUCCCCUUUCAAGAAGAGCUGCCUCAUCCUCAACUCCCUGUUGAGCAGAAGGAAGUGGAACCACUUCCUCCCCAACAGGAGCAGAAACCCUUCCCUGCCCGGCAGAGAGAGGAAGAGCCAGCUCCCUUCUUGGGCGAGGGCUUUCCAGAGCCCCUGUCCCAGAAGCCACCCCAGCACUGCCAACCGGGCCGAGCCCGUGGGAGCUGGGGCUCCCGGCUGGAUGGCUUCCCCCCUGGGCGGCCCUCUCCUGACAAUCUGAACCAGAUCUGCCUUCCCAACCGUCAACACGUGGUCUACGGCCCCUGGAACCUGCCACAGACUGGCUUCUCACACCUCACUCGUCAGGGGCAGACCCUCAAUUUGCUGGAAACCGGAUAUUCCCGCUGCUGCCGCUGCCGCAGCCACACACACCGUCUAGAAUGUGCACAGCUUGUGUGGGAGGACGCAAUGACCCGGUUCUGUGAGGCCGAGUUCUCGGUCAAGACCCGACCCCAUCAGUGCUGUGGUCGGCAGCGGGAGGCUCGAUUCCGCUGCUUCCAGGAGGCUGCUCCCCAGCCACACUACCACCUCCGGGCCUGCCCCAGCCACCGGCCCGCUAUCUCUUUGGGCCCCAAACUUCCUUUCCCUCCCGGGGUACCCACGCUGGACAAUGUCAAGAACAUCUGCCACUUGAAACGCUUCCGCUCUGUGCCACGCAACCUCCCAGGCACUGACCCCAUCCAAAGGCAGCUGCACACUCUGACCCGGCUGGAAGUGGAGUUCCAGCGCUGCUGCCGCCAGGGGAACAACUACAGCUGCGCCUGGAAGGCCUGGGAGGAUGCCCUUGAUGGAUACUGUGACCGGGAGCAGGCUAUAAAGACCCACCCUCACCCCUGCUGCCAGUACCCUCCCAGCCCGGCUCGGGAUGAGUGUUUUGCCCGUCAGGCUCCCUACCCCAACUACGACCACGACAUCUUGACCCUUGACCUCAGCCGAGUCACGCCUAACCUGAUGGGCCAUCUCUGUGGAAACCAGCGUGUUCUCACCAAGCACAAACAGAUUCCUGGGCUGAUCCACAACAUGACUGCCCGCUGCUGUGAGCUGCCAUUUCCAGAACAGGCCUGCUGUGCCGAGGAGGAGAAAUUGGCCUAUGUCGAAGAUCUGUGCGGUCCCCGACGUAACUCCUGGAGAGAUCCUGCCUUCUGCUGUGACUUGAGGCCUGGUGACGAACAGACCAACUGCUUCAACAUCAAUUACCUCAGAAAUGUGGCUCUCGUGUCCGGAGACAUGGGGGACUCCCGGGGCCCGCAGGAGCAGGGCCCAACUCGGGGAGCAACUGCCAGCCCCACCCUCGAGCCCAAGGCAGAGUGAGUCACCCCAGAGACUCGGAGGAUCAGUCGGAGGGAACCCCACCCUGCCCUGACACCGCAUGCCCGGGCACACCCUCCUAAGCCCCUGGGAGUCCUGUCAGUGACCAGCCCCUGAGGCCACCCCGUGACCCCCAUACUGGUCAGGCAACAGGUGCCCAGUGGGUUGGUGAUGGGGCCAUCACUAAACAGCUUGAGUUCGUUACUUGCCAUCUUGCAUUUAUUCAUGUAUUUCCAAAGGGACACAGCCUUGUGAGCUUCACAGUGGAAAAGAGAUAGUUCACGUCCUUCAGUCCAAAAAUAGCCCAGCCUGAAGCCUUACACUCUUCACUCCUGACCCCUUAGGACUCACACUCUGAUUCAACCAGUGUUCAUGUACUGAAACCCUGUCUGUGUGCUAAGACCCGGGGGAGGGGGUGGGGUGCAACACCUGUCUGAGAAACAGCCCCUGGGCCCAGCAGGUGGGUCAGUGUUAUGGUAGAGCCUAGCCAGGGUGCCCAGCGUGCUUUGAGUCCCACAGGAAUCCAGUCAGGGAGGAAGUAGGGCUGGCAGCACAGGUGCGCCAGGGCAGGCCUGCGCAGCGGCAGGAUCUGUCCCAAGUUGUUUGGGGGGAAAAGCAGCACUUGGCACAAGUACCACUUAACUACAGGAGCGUCCAGCGUGGGAGCGCCUGGCUCUUGGGUGGCCUCACCGCCAGGGGCUGCGCUUUCCAGCAGAGGAGAGCGGGUGUAAAUCUGCACAGCAUGGCGGGACCCCCAAGUCGGCUCUGAACGUAAGGGCCUGUGAUGCGUGGGCUGCGCUGGCCGGAGGGCUAGGGCGGGAAACUCUAAGGCCCUGCGAGGCUGCCCCAAGGAACCCCGGGCCCUCCAGCGCCCUCCAGGCUGGCGCUGAAAAACAGGAAGGAGGACCUCUCUGUUCUGGAGGAGAGGCUAAGCCACAGGCAAGCAGGGCUUCAGCCCUCAAGCCAAACCCCCUCAUACAUUUCUGUGACGUCCAUUUCUAACUAAGCAGCUUCAGGAUGGGUCCACUCCAUCUGCUCGUCAGCACGAAGGCCAAUGAGUGGGCGAGAGCAGCGUUUGGUCCCGCCCCUGCGGCAGCACCC
This is a messenger RNA of Ochotona curzoniae (black-lipped pika), 2892 nucleotides long. RefSeq names its product extracellular matrix protein 1 (gene ECM1). NCBI's taxonomy places the organism in Eukaryota, Metazoa, Chordata, Mammalia, Lagomorpha, Ochotonidae. The transcript has 11 exons. Gene Ontology annotation, biological process: regulation of bone mineralization; signal transduction. Gene Ontology annotation, cellular component: extracellular region. The record is from RefSeq and is a predicted model, not a curated record. The coding region runs from base 94 to 1794 and encodes 566 amino acids.